Magallana angulata is the source of this 2109-nucleotide messenger RNA. RefSeq names its product tripartite motif-containing protein 3-like. Gene Ontology annotation, molecular function: ubiquitin protein ligase activity; zinc ion binding. The record is from RefSeq and is a predicted model, not a curated record. Gene Ontology annotation, biological process: protein polyubiquitination; proteasome-mediated ubiquitin-dependent protein catabolic process. NCBI's taxonomy places the organism in Eukaryota, Metazoa, Mollusca, Bivalvia, Ostreida, Ostreidae. The transcript has a single exon. The coding region runs from base 340 to 2019 and encodes 559 amino acids.
GUAAGAUUUCAAAAUUAUCUUGAUUUCAAAAUGUCCAAAUCUAUGCAACCGAGCUACUAUAUAUUUUUUAUAUGAUAAAUCAGAUAUCUAAAACGUCAUGAUUAUUAAGGUUAAAGAGGUGCUUGAAAAAGAAUAUGUUUACGAUUAACAAAAAAACACAAGAAAAUAAGAACUAUUUUUUUGUGUUUGUUUGAAAUACAUAAAAGUUACGCAGCUUAUUUUGACAAUCAUCAAAUAUAUUGUUGUAUGUAAUUCAUGUACAAGAAAUUAUUCUAAAUAAGCUUAACAACAAAAACAUUAUUUUUUUAUCUCUCUUAGAGUAAUUCACAGAAUCAAAGGAUGGAUCUUCACUGUAUGGCUCAGGAUGUUCUGCGAUGCCAUGUAUGCGAGACUCCUGUUCCCCCUAUGCACUGUGACACUUGUCACAUGCAUCUGUGUGUGGUUUGCGUAGGAGAACACCUCUUAGAUGAAUCGAAGGAACACAAAGUAGUGCCAUUCAAAAGACGAGGAUCAACAACCAAUUACCCCAAAUGCCCAAUACAUUCAACUAAACAAUGUGAGCUUCAUUGUGAAAAUUGUAAAAAGGCAAUCUGCGUACAAUGUGUUUCUUCUAAAAAACACAAAAAACAUAAAAUAGUUGAUAUUGAGAAAUCACUUGAAAGCAAAAAAUCAAUAUUACGUAAAGAUUUGAAAGAAUUAGUAAAAAUAAUUUAUCCUAAAUACCAAGACCUUACAUCAAAAGUUCUUGUUCUGAAAGAAGAUCUAAAAAAGAACACCAGUAAACUGGCAGAAGCAAUCGGCAAACAUGGAAAAGAAUUACACAAGGAAAUAGACAUUGCUAUCAAGAAAUUAUUAAGUGAUGUGGAUGAAAUAGCAUUUAAAAAAUAUGAUUUUUUAAGUAAGAAGGAAGACGAAAUCAAAUGCAGUGUAUCUGAAAUCUCAAGAAGCAUUAAUAAUCUUGAAAAAGCUUUAAAUUCCGAUGAGUUUAGCUUUGUCUAUGCCUACAUAUCAAGAAAUGAUGAAUUUAGAAGAUUGCCUCCUAAACUAACAGUUUCCUUUCCAAGAUUCAUCCCUCAGAAGAUUAAAAAAGACCAGAUAAGUCAACUGCUCGGUUCCCUGUCAACUGUAUCCAUUCCAGGAAACGAAUGUUACUAUCAAAUGGGUUCUCCUGAUGUUGUGUUCUCUCCCCAGGUCAAACCGCUCAUUGAUGAAUCCAAGAUAAUUACGGAAAUAAACACAGAGUAUGGAGAAUCUAAUGUAUUAUGCAGUGUAUCCUGUCUGAGUGAUGAACACGUUUGGACUUGUGGAAAAGACAACAUACUGAGACUUUACAGUCUUCAAGGAAAACUAGAGCAGUCAGUCCGAACCAAGUCAGGAAACGAGGCAGAGGGCAUAACUGUGACACAGGGUGGUGACCUAGUUUAUACUGAUUCAUACGAAAAAACUGUUAACAUAGUAAAGGAUACACAGAUACAUACAGUAAUCAGAGUACGAGAGUGGAUUCCUGGCUUCAUCUUUAGCACCUCUUCUGGUGAUCUUCUGGUCGUCAUGGUCAGUGAUGAUGAAACAGAAACAAAAGUCGUGCGUUACUCUGGUUCCACAGAGAAACAAACAAUUCAAUAUGAUGACAAAGGGCAACAACUCUAUUCAUCUGACCCUUACCCUAAAUACAUAUGUGAGAACAAAAACCUAGAUAUUUGCGUAGCAGACUAUUACGCCAAUGCAGUUGUGGUAGUCAACCAGGCCGGGAAACUUCGGUUUACUUACACUGGUCAUCUCUCCUCUACCACGUUACCGUUUGAACCAGUCGGUAUCACUACAGACAGCCAUAGUCGGAUCCUAACAGCAGACUGGAACAACGAAUGUAUCCAUGUUGUAGAUCAGGAUGGACAAUUCCUUCGCUAUAUUAACAAGUGUGAUUUAAACCAUCCGUUUGGUUUAUGUGUGGACAUAAGUGACAACCUUUUCGUUGCCGAAUUAUACAAAGGCAAAGUUAAAAAAAUCCAGUAUUACCUUUAAAAUAUUCAUGUAUAUAGAACUGCGAUAAAUGUUACUUGUAUAGUGUUUUUUUUAUGUGUCGAUAUAAAUAAAUACCCGAACAUUUUAAAA